Molecule: messenger RNA, 894 nt
Organism: Drosophila busckii
Lineage: Eukaryota; Metazoa; Arthropoda; Insecta; Diptera; Drosophilidae
Product: serine protease 3-like
Exons: 2
Coding region: 31-804 (257 amino acids)
Biological process (GO): proteolysis
Molecular function (GO): serine-type endopeptidase activity
Source: RefSeq, a predicted model, not a curated record
AAACAGUUGAGCAAAGCAACGCGCUGCGACAUGAAGCACUUUUUAGUUUUAGCCUUGGCUAUUGCCUGUGCGCAGGCAGAGCCCAUGCAGGGCAGAAUUACUAAUGGACAUGCUGCUGCUGAGGGACAAUUUCCGUAUCAAGUGGGUCUAAGCAUUGCGAAGGCAGGUGACACUUUUUUCUGUGGCGCCAGCAUCAUUGGCAAUCAAUGGCUGCUUACAGCUGCGCAUUGUAUAGUGGGCGCUGAUAAUGCAAUUGUCUAUUAUGGCGCCACACAGCGCACCACAGCCAAGCUCUAUCAAGUGGUUUACCCCGCUGGCUUUAUACCACAUCCUGACUACACUGCCAAGCCGCUGACCAACGACAUUGCGUUGAUCAAGACGCCAGUUAUAGCGUUCAGUGCUUACAUCAACAAGGUGCAGCUGCCAGCGCUUGCCAGCAGCUAUGCUACCUAUGCUGGACAGCAGGCUAUAGCCUCCGGCUGGGGCUUCACUUCGCAAUGGGACUUUGACUACGCCAAUACACUGCAGUACACAAGCCUAAGCAUUAUUUCGGCUGCCAAGUGUGAGGAUGCGUACGGCAAGGUGGAGGCUUCCAGCAAGGUGCUCUGUGUGGCCACGCCCAAUAAGAGUUCCACCUGCAGCGGCGACUUGGGUGGUCCACUUGUCUUAAGCAGCAGCAAACAAUUGGUGGGUGUUGCUUCCUUUACACACAUUUAUGGCUGUGAGCGUGGCGAGCCAGCGGGUUUUGCUCGCGUGACCAGCUAUUUGCACUGGAUCAAGGAGGUUUCAGGCAUUUCCUACUAAGCAAACUAUCGAUAGUAUCGAUAACAUUGUAUUAAAAGCGCUGCUGUGUAUGAAACUGAAGUGAUAAAAUUAAAAGUGAUUAUUGAUUAA